Cynara cardunculus var. scolymus (artichoke) is the source of this 3807-nucleotide messenger RNA. RefSeq lists its product as uncharacterized. Gene Ontology annotation, biological process: mitotic sister chromatid segregation. Lineage: Eukaryota; Viridiplantae; Streptophyta; Magnoliopsida; Asterales; Asteraceae. Gene Ontology annotation, cellular component: condensin complex; nucleus. The record is from RefSeq and is a predicted model, not a curated record. The transcript has 7 exons. Bases 1 to 3807 code for a protein of 1268 amino acids.
AUGGAGAAGAGGCUUCGCUCGUCACUCAAGUCAUCGGCCGACGAAUUCCUCUCGUCGGCGGCCAAAUUAGGGUUCCGAUCUGUUAAACCGUCUUUGAAGACACUAAUUUACUCUCUUAGGCCUUCAUCUGAUGUCGUUUCUUCACUCCCCCUUUCCCUCCACAAUUCCAUUUCUCAAUCCAUCACUCGGUUUCAAGAUCUGUCGGGAUCCGGUACCACCGCUGCCUCGAAUUCAUCUUUGACGCCGCCAACUAAGCGUGUUCGUAAAUCGUCACGACGGCCGGAAAGCAACAAAAACGACGACAAAGACGACGUCUCAGUCAAUCUUCAGAUUUAUGCUUACGCAGCUUACCUGUGUGUUACGCACCCGGAAAAUGUGUUUUCUGCGUCUGAUUUGUUACCGGCGGUUCAGGAAUUGCAUGAUAAUUUAGUUGUUUUCGAACUAGAAUCCAACUUACUGUCGGACAUUGCAAAUUUAUGCGAGGAGUGGUGGAAAAGAGAGUUGCCAGGUAGGGAAGGUUUAAUUACGCAGUCGUUACCGUUCUUAUUGUCAAAAUCAUUAACUCUGAAGAAGAAAGUGGAUGUUCAUAAAAUAAAUGCUCUUCGUGACGCAUUCGCGUUGUUUGAUUUUGAGGAUGAGAGCAUAGAGGACUUGAAAUUAUUGCUCAUCAGGUGCUUGAUAUCCCCACUGUAUUUGAAAAUGGAUGAGGGGCGUCGCUUUUUAGCCUUCUUAUUUGGGUUAUCUAGACAGCUAGUGAAGGAAUCAUUGGCAAUGAUUCGAUCUCAGAUACCUUUUGGGCGGAAGUCGAUGUUGGAGGCAUAUGCCGACAUUGUUUUUCGUGCUUGGAAGGCUGCGGAAGGGGAGUCAAGAGAGGAGAUUGAAAACGAGUUUUUGCAAGCAUUGAUUGAUAGCUCAAUUCAUGCUAGUAGUGGCUCUUUUGCUGCUUCUAUCAGGAGGAUUUUAGGAGGUUUUAUCAGCCAGCGAACUACUGAUGGUGUGGAGAAGCUCAUUUUCAAUCUUGCUGAGCCUGUUAUUUUCCGAUCAUUGCAGGCUGCCAACUCAAACGUUCGUCAAAAUGCACUGCACUUACUGAUAGAUGUUUUUCCUCUUGAAGAUCCUGAUGCCACAAGGGAAGUUAAAGAUAUAUUGCUUCAUAAACAAUUCUUCCUAAUAGAGAAAUUACUAAUGGAUGCAUGUCCGGAUAUAAGAGCUGUGGCGGUCGAAGGUUCUUGUCGCAUUCUUCAUAUGUUUUGGGAGAUAAUUCCUUCUUCAACCAUCACCAAACUAAUCACCAAAAUAUUAGAUGAUAUGGCCCAUGAUGUGUGCAAUGUGGUCAGGCUUUCAACAGUAAAUGGUAUCAUCUAUUUGCUUGGUAACCCUCACUCCCAUGAAAUCCUCAAAGUGACUCUCCCAAGGUUAGGACAUUUGAUUAUGGAUUCGGCCCUUUCAAUACGCUGUGCCACUAUAGAUCUCCUUCUCCUUUUAAAGGGUAUUCAUAAUUUUCAGUUUCACAAGGUGGUGCAUCUAGAUGUUCUGUUAUCAACACUUGCAAAUGAUCAAGCAGUUGUAGGGCAAAAAAUCACUAAGCUUCUCCUACCUUCUUAUUUUCCCACAACGGUAACUCCAGAAGAAGCAUGUCAACGCUGUGUGACACUUAUAAGAAGGUCCCCGCUUGCUGGUGCAAGGUUUUGUGAAUUUGCUUUGAGUGAAGGGGCAUCCCCACAGUUACUCAGUAGACUUUUCAAAGUUCUCAUCACUUUGGUCCUCUCACGUGCCAAUAUGGGUGCAGAUCAGAUUGAUGGCAUACUUAUGGCUGCUGCCAACAUUUGCAACAAUCUAGCCACCAAAGACAUUUACAAAACUUCCUUUAAGGAUGAGUUGACCGCUAAAAAGCUUAUGUGCUUGUUUACUGCUGCAAAUACUGGUCAUGCUCAAGCAUCUGUGUGCAACAUUGUUUCAACUGUCGUUCCUGAAGCUGCUGAUGUUCUUCGCCAAGAAUGCAUGGCACUGGUCACAAGAUGUAUUGGUUUAUCUGAUAAUAAGGAAAGACAAGCACAAGUGAGAAUGGUUCAUAAAAUGAUGUUGUCCUGUGGUUGGAUUGACUAUAUGCUUGAAGCUUUUACAGCGCUUUUGGUAAAAGCUGCCAAUGGAUGUGUUGGUAAAGAUGACACAGAAAGAACAAGAUGUAACUCUCUCUCAGGAAAGAAGAGAAAAGGUAAACAAGGUACUAAAGUUUCAGCAAAAUGUAAGCGUAUCAGUGGGAAGAAGCGUUCUGAUAUCGCUAAAAGUAGCUUUUAUGAGGAUUACACAGUUUCUGUUGGUAUAGCUUGGCAGUUAAAGGAUUUGCUCACAUACAGCAACACUCGGAAAGCGGUGUUAGGCUCUAGAAGCAUUGAAUCUGUAUACCAUGCUUUAGAGGUCAUCUCUGAGUUCAGCAUUAUGAUGUGCCUGCAGCAUGAUUACAUAAACCCUGCUCCUGUGCUGGCAUACACAUCUCUUAGUCUUCACAUGUCUGUUGAGAAUUUAAAAUUAAAUGAUAGCAAUAACCAUGGUUCAAAGGUCACAGAUUCCGCUGGUUCAACAAGCUUAGCUUCUGAGGUAAGUAAUCACUGCACUGAUUUCUACAAGUUCAAUUUGAUUUUUUUCAUCGAUAAGUUUCAGUUGCAGCAAACUUUGUUGGAGCGGACAAUUGAGCAUCUAGUCCAUUGUACAGAUAAGGUGUACAAAAGUGCUCGUAGAAAGUCAUGCAAGGUGCCACCAUCUUUUAUUCAUACCGCAAAGAAGCACAGUGAACCGCAUCAGGAUUACCUUAAUCACAAGGAUAACGGAUCACCUUUUUCGGAACAAAAGAGGAUAUCGAACCUGGUAAAACUGUCAACAUCGAUACUCAAGUCUAUUAUCGAUUCAAGUACAGUGGAUUGUACCAACAAGCACCAAGAAAGAUGUUUGAGUUUUACAAGACAAUACGUAGAGUUUGUAGUCACUAACUUAAGGCAGCAUUCACAUGGCCAGCUCGAGUUUAACGUGGAUGACUUAAAAGAAACAUUUUUGUGUCUUAAAAGCUCGUUCACAUACGCAGCCAAGUUACUAAAUCUAGUCCUCACAAGUUCUACAGAAGCUUCCUCACCUUCAAUAGAAGUCCACAAUCUCGCUAACGAUCUGUUUGAUCUCAUUAUCUCAGUCGAAGAACAUCUUGGAUCUCGAUAUGGAUCACUUCUAUUUUCUUCGGUAAAACUAUGGCUUCCGGAUUUGAUUCUUGCAUUAGGAUCCUUGCAAAUACAGAAACCGUCAUCAUCAUCAUCAAGUGCAUUUACUCAAAGCAAGUUUGGUUUUCCUUCAUGGAUCGUAAUCUUGGCUAAGAUUGAGAUUUUCGACAACCAGGAGGAUGAUUCAGAAGAUGAAAAGGUUAUUUUAGCUUCGAAAUUUUCUUUGUUUAGAAAAAGUGUGGAAGCUAUGGUUCAACUGCUGAGAGCGAACCAUAGCGUGCUAGAUGCAGUUGGGGAGUUUCUAUUGGCGGGUUCGGUGGUUGGUCUGAACAAGAAAGACUUUGAAUUGGUAUACGGGAUCCUACAUUUUGUGUGCAUGAAGCUAGUGAAACAUGAAAACGGGGAGUGGAUGGGAAGGAAACUGAUGUUGGAAUCUCUCCAACAGAUGUACCCUCAAAUGGAGAGGAUGGGCAAGGAGCUUAGAAACGGACACGAAAAAGAGCAGUUGGAAAAAGCGAUAGAACUGGUUGAACCUAUUUGGAGAUGUUACGGUGAUAAAACGUCCAAGGACCCGAUGGAAACCGGUUCCGGUGAUUCUUGA